GAAAGGCUUGUGCUUUCCCCACAUGACAACAUGCGGCCACUACUACUACCAGACGUGUUGAGACACACAGCUGAUCUGGAUCUCAGUGUUUCAGUCCCUGUUUCUGUCUGUGGUGUUUCGUCGCUGUUGAGGAUGGACUGCGAGAAUUUCAGCUUUUCAGUAUCAGCUGAAAAAACUCUCUUUUUAUUCAUCUUUUUGUUGCUGUUCGGCGAAACGCUUGCAGAAGGUCAGUCUCGAGUGGUCGGGUCGACUCGCGCGAUCGUAGCGUCUCCAGGUGAGGACGUCAUCCUGCCGUGUCACGUGGAGCCAUCGGUCAACGUGGUCAGCUUUACAGUUGAAUGGUCCAAGAAGGACCUCCACCCUGACCGGAACAGAUAUGUCCACCUCUACCGAAAUUACCAGGAAGUCCCAAAUAUAAAGAUUUCGUCGUACGAAAAGAGGACAGAACUUUUCACAGAGGAUCUAAGACGAGGAAACAUAUCGCUAAAGAUUCUUAAUGUAACUCUGGAGGACGAGGGGAUGUACAGAUGUUACCUCCCUAAGUUGAGGAGCAGGACGCGGUUUUCAAUCGUGCAGCUUGUCGUUGGCCCACACUCUCUUAAAACAACAGAGACGCCACUUCAACUCACAAGUCUUCACACUCCUGAUCUACAAGGAGAACGAAAUAUUACAGGUGGUUUACCCAGGCACAGAAUAAUCCCAGCUUGUGUUGUCUUCCUCCUCCUCCUGGUCAUGGGACUUGGAGUCACAGGAUACUUAAAGUGUAACGAGGAAAAGUUCUUACAAUCAAAGUGUUUUGCUUGGCGGCCAUUGGUUGGGAAGAGUGAGGACAGCACUGAGAGCCCACAACUGGGUCCUUUUUGUCUAGUGCAAGGGAUCCCAAACUUUUCAGCCCGCGACCCAGAAAAUAUAGGUUCCGAAAGACUUGUGAUCCCUACUGUCUCUCAAAGUGGUUAAAUGUUGCUUCAUACUUCAGAAUGAGUUCGCCUACAUGCACAUGUGUCUGUGUUUCCUGUGCUGCUGUGAAUUAACCUGCUGU
This is a messenger RNA of Notolabrus celidotus (New Zealand spotty), 1039 nucleotides long. RefSeq lists its product as uncharacterized. The record is from RefSeq and is a predicted model, not a curated record. Lineage: Eukaryota; Metazoa; Chordata; Actinopteri; Labriformes; Labridae. The coding region runs from base 31 to 957 and encodes 308 amino acids. The transcript is spliced from 5 exons.